CGCUUCCCUCUCCUCCCUCGCUCCGACCCCGUGGCUCUUCCUCCUUCCCUUCCCCCCCUCCACCCCGGGCCCGCUCCCCACCUCGUCCCGGCCAGCUGUGCCCGGCGUCGCCCCGCGCCCGGCCCUCCCGCCGGCCUUCGGCGGACCCCACCGCGAUGGAGCUGCCCCAGCCGGAGCCCGCGCCGGGCCCGGCUCUCAGUCCGGCCGGCAUGCGCGGUGGCGCCGAGCGUCCCAGCCACCUCCUGGGCCUCCAGCUGGGAGCUCAUGGCCUCGUGGGGUCCCCGGAGCGCGCGGCCGCUUCCUCGCCGGUCACCACCCUCACCCAGACCAUGUACAACCUCGCCGGGCUUGGCAGCGACACUCCCAAGCGUCAGGUGGGCAGCCUGCUCACAUGUCUAUCCCUGUCCCGGCGGCGGGCAUCUGAAUCCUCCCUGUCCUCUGAGUCCUCUGAAGCUUCUGAUGCAGGUCUGUGUAUGGAUUCUCCCAGCCCUAUGGACCCCCAGAUGGCAGAGCAGACGUUUGAGCAGGCCAUCCAGGCAGCCAGCCGGGUCAUCCGAAGCGAGCAGUUUGCCAUUCGACGUUUCCAGUCUUUGCCAGUGAGGCUUCUGGGCCACAGCCCUGUGCUACGGAACAUCACCAACUCCCAAGCGCCUGGCAGCUGGAGGAAGAGUGAGGCGUGUGGCCGAGCUGCCCGCAGCUCUGGGGAGGACAAAGAGAAUGUGCGCUUCCAGAAGGCUGGAGGGGGAGCACUUCAGGGAGAGAGGAAGGGGGUGUGCUGGGAUGGUUCUCUGGCAUUUGAUGACACCCACCCAUGUUGCCCACAGGAUGGAUUCAUCUUCAAGAUGCCAUGGAAACCCCCGCAUCCCAGCCAUGCCCAUGCUUUGGCGGAGUGGGCCGAACGCAGAGAAGCCUUUGCCCAGAGACCAAACUCAGCCCCCGACCUGAUGUGUCUCACCCCGGAGCGGAAGAUGGAAGUACAGGAGCUGAGUCCCCCGGCCCGAAGCCGCUUCUCCCUGACUGCCACCCAGGGGGCCUCUGAAGAAGAUGAUGGCUUUGUGGACAUCCUGGAGAGUGACUUAAAGGACGACAAUGCAGUACCCCCAGGCAUGGAGAGCCUCAUUAGCGCCCCACUGGUCAAGACCUCAGAAAAGGAAGAAGGGCAGGACCUCAUCAUGUACAGCAAGUGCCAGCGGCUCUUCCGCUCUCCGUCCAUGCCCUGCAGCGUGAUCCGACCCAUCCUCAAAAGGCUGGAGCGGCCCCACGACAGGGACCUGCCCAUACAGAGCAAGCGGAGGAAGAGUGGAACCCCUCCAGAUGAGCAGCGGGAGGCUGAAGAACCUAAAGCCCGUGUCCUCCGCUCCAAGUCCUUGUGUCAUGAUGAGAUUGAGACGAUCCUGGACAGUGACCACCGAGAACUGAUCGGGGAUUACUCCAAGGCCUUCCUUCUGCAGACUGUGGAUGGAAAGCACCAAGAUCUCAAGUACAUCUCACCAGAAACGAUGGCAGCCUUGUUGGCAGGCAAGUUCAGCAACAUCGUGGAGAGGUUUGUGAUUGUGGACUGCAGGUACCCCUACGAGUACGAAGGCGGGCACAUCAAGACUGCCGUGAACCUGCCCCUGGAACGGGAUGCUGAGACCUUCCUGCUACAGAGCCCCAUCACCCCCUGUAAUCUGGACAAGAGAAUCAUCCUCAUUUUCCACUGUGAAUUCUCAUCCGAGCGCGGUCCCCGCAUGUGCCGUUUCAUCAGGGAACGCGACAGAGCUGCCAACGACUACCCCCGCCUCUACUACCCUGAGAUGUAUAUCCUCAAGGGCGGCUAUAAGGAGUUCUUCCCACAGCACCCGACUUUCUGUGAGCCCCAGGACUACCGGCCCAUGAACCAUGAAGCCUUCAGGGACGAGCUGAAGACCUUCCGCCUCAAGACCCGCAGCUGGGCUGGGGAGCGGAGCCGGCGGGAGCUCUGCAGCCGCUUGCAGGACCAGUGAGGGGCCAGCGCCGGUCCUGUCUGCCUUCUUGGCCUUGCUGCCUCGGUGCCAGCCACCCGGGGGCCUGCGGGGCUAAGGGUCUGCUGGAGGCCCCAGCUGCCAUCCAGGGGAAGGACAGUGAGGCGGGCCUGUCCAUCUGCCCCCAGCCCUGAUCCCCAUGUCUCACUUCAAUCCUACCCCAUAUCCUCGUGCCACCCCCUCCAGCCCAGCCCAGCCCCUGGGAGAGCCCAGUCUGUUGACUUGGUGAAAUUGGAUUAAGUGCAGCUCAAAGGAAGUAUUUUGUGUCCAGCAGGAAGCUUUUUGCUUUUUUCCCUUUUCUUGUUUGAGUUAACCCUUUGUCUUCUUGUAUCCAGAAAAGCCCCCUCUUUCCUAGAGGCUCUGUUUGUAUGUGGCUGGGGGAAAGCCACAGCGCCCCCCCCCCCACUGGGGAUGGGCUAAAGCAGAACCCCUCCCUGCCCGGGGCGUUGGCACUCCGGGGUGUGUCUGCCCUGUUCCCUUUCUCUUCCUCUCUUUCCUGUCCUUCUGCGUGAAUACCUCUAGCGCAAACAGAAGUUCUUACUCUUUCCUGUUUCAGUGUUACCCGAAUGCUUGACUUGUUCGUCCAAUUGUUGCCCAUCUCAGGGGAGGCACAGGCUGAGAUUUAGGGCCCUCUCUCCACUUGGGGUUAGAGACUCCAAACAUUCAUUAGCCACGACCCUGGCUUCUGUUGCCUCGGAAAGGGAGGACCUCAUUGAGGGGCUGUCGGGUGAGGGCUAAGGUCUGUAUCCUCAGCCCCUGGCAGCCCAGCCCCCACUGCUAUGAACCCCGGGGUCUGACCGGUCAGAACUUGCUGCUCUCUUGUUGUGGAUGGACAGAUGGACGAACGGAUGGAUGGUGGAUGGAUGGAGAGCUACGGAUGCGCAAUGUCCUGCACACGCAGACUGCUGAGUGGAAGCAUGUCAGCGAGCGUGACCGCCUGCGGCAAGAAUAUACGUGUGUCUGUGUGGACAAAAAUCUUUACACAUUAAGGUCUGGAAAUAUUCGAGACGAAAUGUCGUGGAAGCAGCGAAGCCAAGGACCGAGCCACGUCUGGAUUCUGAAUCCCAGGACGUGUGGAGGGCUGUGCGUGAAGGCCCUGUUGACUCAUCUCUUCAGGCCUUGGUUCAAUAAAGCACUGAGCAAGCUGA
Molecule: messenger RNA, 3151 nt
Organism: Ailuropoda melanoleuca (giant panda)
Lineage: Eukaryota; Metazoa; Chordata; Mammalia; Carnivora; Ursidae
Gene: CDC25B
Product: cell division cycle 25B
Biological process (GO): G2/M transition of mitotic cell cycle; positive regulation of G2/MI transition of meiotic cell cycle; positive regulation of G2/M transition of mitotic cell cycle
Cellular component (GO): nucleus; cytoplasm
Molecular function (GO): protein tyrosine phosphatase activity
Source: RefSeq, a predicted model, not a curated record